AUGGAGAAGUUGAUGCUGAGCCUGUUAAAUGUUUUCCUGCUCUGCUCUGUGUGUGAAGCACAGUUAAGUGACGUCCUUCAACCUGUUUCUUUCCAGUCAGCAGCGCUAGGAGAAGCUGUUUCUAUUACAUGUCAUAUUUCUAGUUCUGUAAGACAUAGAGUAUGGUACAAAGUGACAACUACUAGGAGACUACAGAUAGUGGCCACAACAGAUACUUUUUAUAAUCUGACAAUAUUUGGCAGCCAAUUUCGUCAACGUUAUGCUAUAAAAUAUGACAGCACCAGCAAUCAUCUGAGCAUAUCUGCAACAACGUGGGAAGAUGUUGGCACAUACUACUGUGGAGCAAUGCGCAUAAACGACAUGCUGAUUGCAGAAGGAACCUUUCUGAUGCUAAAAGGUGCAAAGAUGAUCAGUGACUCUGUCAUCCAGAAGCCAGAGUCUGAGUCAGUGCAGCCAGGACGCUCUGUGGCUCUCAGCUGUUCUGUUCACACUGACCGCUGUGCAGCAGAACACACUCAUGUCCUGUGGCUGAAAAACUCUGAUCAUUCUGCUCCAGAGAUGAUUCACUCCUCUGGGAAUAAAAACGACACCUGCCAGAAGACUGAGACUGGCUCUGGAGAAGCUACCUGUGUGUACCACCUUCUUAUGAGGAACCUGAGCUCUGAUGAUGCUGGAACCUACUACUGUGCUGUGACUUCAUGUGGAGAAGUACUGCUGGGAAAAGGGACCAGGAUUAAAAUGAACAUAAUGUCUACAGAUGGAAAUGACUCUCCUGCCUUGGUGUAUAUCGUGAGUGGAGCUUUGGCGUUCACCACCAUCCUGGUUGUUUUAUUGGCUCUCACAGUGUGCAUGAUGAUCAGAAACUGCCAACGUACAGAUUCAGUGACUUCUGCUCAGAAUGUAGAGGUAAAUCAAGAUGCAGACAACCUUCAUUAUGCUGCUAUAAGGGAUCGCAAGGCCAACAGACCAAGAAGACAGCAGGACAACACAAUGACUGAAUGUGUGUACUCCAGUGUAAAGCAGCAAAACUGA
Scomber japonicus (chub mackerel) is the source of this 1032-nucleotide messenger RNA. RefSeq names its product signal-regulatory protein beta-2-like. Bases 1 to 1032 code for a protein of 343 amino acids. The record is from RefSeq and is a predicted model, not a curated record. Gene Ontology annotation, biological process: response to bacterium. The transcript is spliced from 6 exons. NCBI's taxonomy places the organism in Eukaryota, Metazoa, Chordata, Actinopteri, Scombriformes, Scombridae.